Molecule: messenger RNA, 432 nt
Organism: Drosophila guanche
Lineage: Eukaryota; Metazoa; Arthropoda; Insecta; Diptera; Drosophilidae
Product: acanthoscurrin-1-like
Exons: 1
Coding region: 1-432 (143 amino acids)
Source: RefSeq, a predicted model, not a curated record
AUGUCAAGUUUGAGGAUUUUGCUAUGCCUGACGCUGCUGUUUGCUAUAUGGCAGAUGUCUGAGGCCAGAGGAGGAGGCGGCGGCGGUGGACACGGUGGUGGUGGAGGUGGUCACGGUGGAGGAGGACGUGGUGGCGGCUUUGGAGGAGGAGGAGGACGUGGUGGCGGCUUUGGAGGACGUGGCGGAGGCUUUGGAGGACGUGGCGGAGGCUUUGGCGGACGUGGUGGAGGUUUUGGAGGUCGUGGCCCUGGAUUUGGAGGCGGAUACGGUGGCGGCCGUCCCUACUAUGGCUAUGGCGGAUACAGAGGAUAUGGAGGCUAUAGAGGAUAUGGAUAUGGAUACGGCGGCAUUCUACCCGUGCCUCUGCCCAUUCCCCUGCCGGUAUCCUACAGCGGCUGCUACUACGACAGCUACGGCUACUACACAUGCUGA